Messenger RNA from Hylaeus volcanicus, 1021 nucleotides. RefSeq lists its product as uncharacterized. The record is from RefSeq and is a predicted model, not a curated record. The transcript has 2 exons. NCBI's taxonomy places the organism in Eukaryota, Metazoa, Arthropoda, Insecta, Hymenoptera, Colletidae. The coding region runs from base 139 to 741 and encodes 200 amino acids.
CCCAAUUCCAAUCGAUAAGUCGUGUUAAAAAGUUUGCGUUUAACGUUCAACUCCAUUGCGAACGCCAACGGUUCACCACGUACGCCUACGCAUACUCUCGACGACCAACGCACAAUUCCUCUUGGAACACCUCUCUCGAUGAAGGCUUCAUAUAUCCUCGUAGUAACAGUGGUCCUUUGCGGGCUGUGCUAUGUACCCUGCAGCGUUGCGGUGCCAGCUUUGUCAGGGAGACAGGCGGGAGAUACUAGUAGCAACACCUACCAAACGAAUUCGACGAACAUAAUCGAUGGUACAGCGAACAAAUUCACCAACUUUAAUACAAGGGUCGCCGAUGUGGUCUCGCAAAUCGUACGGUGUAUAUUUUCCACCAUAGGAAAUACGCUACGUUGGUUCAUUUCAACGAUCGAAUCAACGAUCAAUUCAACCUUAGGAAUAGGAGGAAGCUUCGAGAGACAACGAAGAUUGCUACUAACAGCGGUGACGCAUCCCAUACAAACUCUGCAACAAUCGUUCAGCUCUGCUCAAGAUUACGUUAUCCAGGAAGCGCAAGCAGUUGUAUUUGAACUAAUUCAGUGGUUCCUACACUUUAUGUCCACUCGAGGGCUCCCUUGGCUGCACACCACGCUCGAUGAAUUACAAAAAACGCAGGCUUUACCAACCUCCUUUAACCAGUUGAUCGACGGCUUCGACACCAUUUAUGAUCUACUCGUGCUCUUCGGCUUCAUCCAUCCGGCCAGUUAAACAAAGAAUUGCGAAUGACCAAUAAUAAACGAACAACCGUUUAUAAAACAUUCUUUCGUCGAUGGAAAGUACAAUCCGAAUCGUCCUGGUUUGACAUCGUACGCUGGCAUACGGCAGUAGACUAAAAAGUAAAUAAAUUAUCAUGGAAAAAUUGAUUUAUCCGAAUAACUGUUCGAUCGAAUAAAUUUAAUGCGAUGUCCAGUGUACCUUUUGUAAUGUGUUUAUUUCAUUUGUCAAAUGUACUGCAACAGAAUUAGAAUAUACCAUGUUAUCGCUCCUA